This is a messenger RNA of Gopherus flavomarginatus (Mexican gopher tortoise), 5709 nucleotides long. Its product is annotated as C-type lectin domain family 4 member G-like. Lineage: Eukaryota; Metazoa; Chordata; Testudines; Testudinidae. The coding region runs from base 302 to 1195 and encodes 297 amino acids. The record is from RefSeq and is a predicted model, not a curated record. The transcript is spliced from 9 exons.
CCCCUCUUGCAGGGCCCAGGGUGAGGACACACCCAGCUCCAAACAGAUUCUCCAACUUAAAGGUUGUCUGUGCCCGCAGGGUCACUGUGUGGGUGGCCAUUAUUUUUCAGCUGCACCAGGAAUAUUGAUUGUACGAAGGCUCCCAGCCAUUAGAGGAGAAGUGACAGGGUCACAGAUCUCUGUGUUCUGAAGAGAGGAAGAGUGGCUGGGUACAUGAGUUUCCUUUUCCAGGAAAGCUGCUCGGAGCCUCAGCUGGUAUAAAAGCUGCCGGAGCGGUUGGGGUAGGAAGAGGUUUAGAGCAAUGCCUUCGGGCAGCAUUUACCAAAAGUGCGAAGAGUCCGACCAAGAGACGCUCAAGGAAAAGGAGACAGAAAUGGCGUUUCGGAGAGCAGGGAAUUCCUUGCUUCAGUGUGGUAGGGGCCUGAAUGGGGAGGAAAAGUCCAUAUUAACCCUUUACGCUGUGCACGUCGUGUCAUUUGUGUUAUGGGCCAUCCUCCUCGCCAUGGUGAUUGGAAAGUACUCAGAGAUGUCCAAGGAGCUGGAGCAGUUGCGGACUGAUCAAUCUGUGCUGAGAGGCAAUGGCUCCAAGACAGCGAAGCAACUGGAGAUGCUGCAUUUCAACCAGUCCGCCAUUCACAGCACUGAGGUGGAACUGGCCACGGACCUGAAGAGGCUGCAGUCAGACCAGGCCACACUGAAAGUGGAAGUGUCGGAGGAUCUGGCCAAAGCGAAAAGUGACAGAGAUGACAUCAGGGCUGAGGCCUACAAGAUCCUGGAUGCUGUUCAGAAAGGGAAUGAGUCUGCCUGCAGCAUUUGUCCAGUUGGCUGGCUGCUGAAUUCAGGGAACUGCUACUACUUCUCCACAGAGCAUAAAUACUGGUCCUAUGCCAAGCAGGCCUGCAAAGACCAAGGUGCCAUGUUGAUUAUUAUUGAUAACCCACAAAAGCAGGAGUUUUUGACAAAGAAUGCUAACGGCAAGCAGUACUGGAUUGGCCUGCACGACGUUAACAAUGAAGGGACAUUUAUAUGGGUCGACGACAGUUCUGUGUCAUACAGCAACUGGGAUCGAGGGGAGCCCAACAAUUUUGGCAGUGGCGAGGACUGCGUGAUGAUGCUCAAAGACGGGAAGUGGAAUGACGCUCCGUGUGUGAUGAAUGCGGUUGGCUGGAUCUGUGAAAAGAAGUGGACUUGUUAAACUGUGGCCAGGAGGAACACAACACAGCCAGCACAUCUUAAUAGCCACAGAGCCACCCCUCUGCCCUCUGGCCCCUUCCAUGCAAGGUCUGCCAGCUCUUUACAAACUUCAAUGCAUUAAACCUCACAGACCUCAUCCCUUCCACUCUUGGGAACAAGGUAUUAUCACCCCAAUUUUACAGAUGGGGAAAGUGAAGCACAAAGACUUACCCAGGUCACAGCAGUGAAUCAGUGGAAAAGACUGGAUUAGUACCCAGAUGUCCUGACUCCCAGUCCCCUGUUCUUAUUACACCACAGUAUUUCAGAUGGCUGGAAACAGGAGUCCUGACCACUCCUGCUGUAACCACUAAACCAUCCUCCCCUCCAAGAGCCAGGGAUAGAACCUAGGCAACUCCCAAUGCUCCUGAGUCCUGACUCUAAUCCCUAGAGCCCAUUCAAUUCCCAGCACUGGGAAUAGAUCUUAAGUGUCCUGAAUUCCAGUCCCUGCUCUAACUAUUAGACAAAAUAGACUCUUUCACAACGUGGCAAUUUAUUGGGUGGAAAACCCAGCUAGCCCCCAAACUAUAUUAAUCCAUUAUCAGCGUUUAUGGGGAAAGGGGGUAGGAUCCUUACUGCGCGUGAAGUCAAAUUUUAGAACCUGCCAGUCAAUCCCAUCAACAUGAUAUAGAUCUGGUCAUUGCUCUAUAGUAAAGGAUGUGGCCAACUUCCUGGUUUAGGGCAAAUUUUCCUCCCCUGCUAAUUAGGGCUAAAAUUUACACAUGUAUCUCAGAUUAUCCAUCUGUGGUGAUCUGCCAAAGGAGAAGUUUGGGGAGAACUAGACAAGCAGUGUGAGAAAUCAAAGGUUUCACUUCUGUAAAAUUGUCCUAAAUUAGCCAGGCAUGAAAUGGAGAGGAAAAGGGGCAGGGUUUAGCCCUGAAUCCUCAAAGGCAGCUAGGUAACUAUCUCCACUCAGACCGAGCCCAUCUUUCCCCUCUCCUAGGUGGGUGCCCUAAUUGCCAUGGUAACCGGUAUUCUGGGUGGGUUUUGUGGUGGCCAUGGCAUACAAACAGAAGUUAUAAUUCAGAAAAAUAACAUGCAAGAACCAAAAGCAGACAGAGACAAAGCAGGCUGCUCCCUAAGGCAGAGAGGCAGCACUCCUCCCAUCUUGCUCUAAGCCGUCCGUCUGUUUACAGACCUUGUAGGACCAGGGUAAAAAAACAUGACAUUUAGAGUGUGAGCUUAGCACUGUAACAAUUUUCAAUACACCACAAGUUUCUCUCCGUUUCUCCUGCUGGAGCUGUUCCACUUUGUAUAAUUAAUUAAAUGAAGCAGGGACUGGACCCUGACUCUCUACAUCCCAGGUGAGAGUCCAAGCCACGAGGAAAGAGAGAGAGACACACUCUCAUCCCUAUCUGGCUUUGGGCAGGUUAGGCAUGCUCAGAGCAGGCCUCCAGGAUCAGCUCACACUGGCGGGAUAAGUUGAGGGGAGGGGCGAAGUGCCUAGUCUGAGAACCCUCUGGGGUCAGCAUGAUUUAGGCAUGAGAGCUCUCCACAGAGUGUGAGCUGUAGGGCAGGAUCGGCACUCAGGCAGCUUUGUGACUGUCAGCCUCAGAAAUUUAGGCACCUACAGGGUUCGGUGGCAGCUGAGCUGAGCAGCUUUUUUGAGGAUGUUAAUGGUGCCUAAACACGAGGGGCAGGUAUCAAAGACAGGAGAAGGCUAAGCCACCCCAAACUGCCUGCCGUGGCCCCAGCCACACUCCACUCCCAGACCCCCUCCUGCUGCAUCCUUCCCAUGUGGCCGGGGCCCUGGGUUUGUCUACACAUUUGGGCUUGUCUACACAUCCAGCACACUGGUGGAGGGGCGCUGCUGUAGCACUUAGCAAAGACGCUUCUUAUGCCGACGGGAGAAGCUCUCCUGUCGGGAUACUCCACCUCCCCGAGAGGCGGUAGCUUUGUUGAUUGGAGAAACCCUCCCGUCGACAGUGCUGUCUACGGUGGGAAUUCGGUCAGUAUAACUGCGUCACUCAGGGGGUGUGAAUUUUCCACCUCCUGAGCAACACAGUUAUAUUGACAUAAGUAGGGAGUGUAACCCAAGCUUUAAAAUCAGAUUUCUGGGAACAAUCAGGAAGAAUUCAAACUGCCUUCAGCGGUGUUUGCUUAAAAUUCACUAUUUUGGCGAUGUUAGUAAACUUGACCGUUAGAACAUUCCCAAGAAGCAAAUGCUAACAGGGGCACAAAGAGAGUAUUGGUUUAAAAAUGCAAAGAAAUAGCCAGGAAUUAUUCACCCCGCUCUCAUCUCACCAGUCACCCUGCCCAAGAGUUGUUAAGCAUUCUUCCUACUUAACAGGGACUAUUCAGUCACCCAUGCUGCGAUUUACCCAAAACAUUGGGGUUAUCACAUUGACUCUUGCAAAUCAUGGGCAUCUUUGAUGUUCUCAACACAUUUAUACAUUUACUCCAGGGGUUUGUGUAUUCUCGCACACUCUGGUUUCUAGGUGCAUUGGCUGUUCUGGCUGCUGACUUGGGGAGGUACCAGUUGUAGUAUAUGGUUUGGAAAUAUUUGUUAAUAAUCAGAAUUAAUUUGCAGCCCGCAUUUCCUUGGCUACCGACAAACACCAGCUCCAACCUGCCAGACCAUGGGUGGGGUGCGGGGGGAGUUUAGUCACUGCGGGAGCUGGACUAAUGUAUAAACCUUUAGUGCUGUUCUGGUGUAAACAAUGACCUGCACAUGCAGCUUGCCCCUGUUUGGUUGAUGCCAGGGCAGCUGGUCUGCACUAGGGGUUUGCAGCAGCGCAGCUGCAAUGGAGCAGCAGCAAAGCUGGCAAAACCUCAAUGGGCACAAGGUCUCAUUCUGCAAAGGAAGCAGCAUUGAUUAGACCAGCAGCUUAAAACUAAAUAAAUCAGCAACAGAGGCACAAACUUACUGCGAGGUGGGGUGGGAUGGUAGAGCUUCAGUGCAUCUCUUCUUCCCCUGCUCCAGUGAAUUUUCUCCAACCCAAACCCAUGAACGCAUCCCCAACUCAUUAGGGGCUACAGUGGCAGCUGUAAGCAGGAAGCCAGGGAGCUUCUCUAUCUCUCAGGGCUGGUCUACACUGGAGGGGGGUAUGGAUCUAAGAUACACAACUUCAGCUACGUGAAUAGUGUAGCUGAAGUCAAAGUAUCUUAGAUCGAUUUACCUCAGGUCCUCACAGCGCGGGAUCCAUGUCCGCGGCUUCCCAUGUUGACUCCGCUACCGCCGCUCGCUCCGAUGGAGUUCUGGAGUCGAUGGGAGCACGUUUGGGGAUCGAUAUAUCGCGUCUAGAUGAGACGUAAUAUAUCAAUCCCUUAAAAAUUGAUCGCUACCCGCCAAUACGGCGGGUAGUCUGGACGUACUCUCACUCUGGCUGCUCUCUACUCCUCUUGCCUUGCCCCCAAGUGGGAAGAGCGAGGCACCCUAGGGAUGUGGGGAGCUCAGGGACUAGUGGGUAGGAUUGCCAGGUGUCCAGUUUUUGACCAGAACGUCCAGUUGAAAAGGGAAACUGGCAGCUUCCAGUCAGCACAGCUGACCGGAUGCUAAAAGUCCAGUUACAUGCAGUAACCAGCCUCUGCCACCAGGGAGAGGGAAGAGCAGCAGCUGUUGCUGGAGAAGCGGCUCCGCUCAGCAGCUGUUGCUCUUCCCCCCACAACCCCCCAGCCUGACAAACAGAACUGAUUGGCUUCUGGACUGGUCUCCAAAGUAGGUACCAGUGCUGUCCGAGGGGGAGGGGGGGGUGUAAACCUGUCUGCCUCCUGCCUCCUGCCCCAAUUUCCCCAACCCCUCACUCCAGGGACCAACCUCCCUCAGUCUGCUGUGCCCUGCUCUCUCCUCCGCAGCCCCUCGCUCUAGGGACCCCCCACCCCACUGUGCUCCAAAAAAGUUAUGAUUUGCUGAAUCUGAUUAUCCUAUCUUUUUAUAUCUAAAGUUAUGAAUAUUGAUUGUAUGCCUGUAUUUCAAAUGUGUUUGCUCCUGUAGUCACACCCACAAGACAGCUUACAUUAGUCUGGCCAGCACAUUGUGAAGGGAUUAUUCAAAUUGAAUGGCCCAUCAAAGAACACCUAAUUCACACUGGACCAUAGAAAAGGCUGAUGGACUUCCCUAUGGACUUUCUAGCUAGAAUAUGGGUAAUGGCCUCUGUCAUGAUUCAUCAAAGCAUAUGUGGCCAUGUGACUAGAUCAUGUGAUACUAAACUCCAUCUUGUGCCUGUACUUUUCCACAAACUGUGCUGAGGGCUUUGCUUAGAACAAUGGGUUUCCCUCCACAUGGAAGAAGCUAAAACAGGCCCAAGAAACAUCUCCAUUUUGACUUGUUCCUGCUGUAAUGUCUGGACUAUGGAAGCAUUCUAACUAAAGGACUGAGGACCUUCCAAAUCAUUUGAAAGCAACCAGAGAUUUAAUAAGCCAGCAGUUUAGUUCAUCCCAGCUUCAAGCCUGAACCAAGAACUUUGCAAUUAUUAUAUGUAUUUGAUUCCUUUAACCAAUUUUAACUCAUCUCUUUCUUUCUAUAAAUAAACCUUUAGA